CAAAAACGUUUGGAGGAUAUUUUUGAAAAAUUACUGGAGAAGAAAAGAUGAGUGGACGAAGAACGAGCAGUCCAAUGAAUUUUAAGAAUCAGAUUUUGAUUGAAGUAGCAAAUUCUUCCAAGGGAUUUCCGAGCUUUUCGUCUCGAUUUUCUCGGAUUUUGUUAAUUUGGAACUCCGACUCUGUUGUUCUUUCUGUUCUUGAAGCGAGAUUGAAGAGAAAUGGACCUCCGUAGCCAUUUGUUUCGUUACUGUAUUGCUUUGGUUCUUUGUUUUUCAGUAUCUUUGUCGGUCGCCGCCAUAUCUCUAGGUUCGUCUUUGAGAGCUUCGAAUCCCAAUCAGACGUGGGAUUCGGCUAAUGGAGAUUUCUCUUUGAGGUUUCAUCCGGCGGAUUCCUCCGGUUCUUCUUUUAUCGCCGGCAUAGUCUUUACUGGUGGCGUUCCUACUAUCUGGUCCGCUGGCGGCGGUGCUACGCUGGAUGCUUCUGGUGCUCUUCACUUUCAAUCCGACGGUAACCUUCGUCUCGUCGAUGGCUCUGGUGCUGUCGUUUGGGAAUCUAACACCACCGGCCGUGGAGUCUCCUCCGCUGUGCUCGAGGACUCCGGCAACCUCAUCCUUCGAAAUAGUAGUUCCCAGGCCGUCUGGUCUUCGUUCGAUCACCCGACGGACACGAUUGUUCCAUCGCAGAAUUUCACAGUGGGCAUGGUCCUGCGAUCUGGUCAGUAUUCUUUAAACCUACUUAACAUUGGGAAUAUAACUCUGACUUGGAAUGGAGAUGGACCGAAUGGUGAUGUAGUUUAUUGGAAUCAUGGAUUAAAUACGUCGAUCAAUGGCUCCUUGAAUUCUCCUAGUUUACGAUUAGAUCCUAUUGGAAUGUUGGCUGUUUAUGAUACCAGAAUACCUGCUGGAUCAUUUGUAGCUUAUAGCAACGAUUACGCAGAUAAUGGUGGCGGUGCUACUUUUAGGUUUCUGAGGUUGAAAGAUGAUGGAAAUUUAGAGAUUCAUAGCGUUGUUAGAGGCAGUGGGUCUGAAUCCGUGGGAUGGAAAGCUGUUCCAGAUAAGUGUCAAAUAUUUGGGUUCUGUGGGGAACUUAGUAUUUGUAGCUAUAAUGAUACAAGUCCGAUCUGUAGUUGCCCAUCUGCAAACUUUGAGCCAGUUGAUCACCACGAUUGGAAGAAAGGGUGUAAGGCGAAAUUGGAUAUCAGAAACUGUUCCAGCGGCAUCACGAUGUUGGAGUUGAAGAACACAAAGCUAUUAACAUAUCCAAAGAACUUAGAGGUCUACUCCAUGCAGAUAUCAGGGUGUCAAUCAAAUUGUCGACAGAGUUCUGCUUGUGAUGCUUCCACUGCGCCAUCAGAUGGGAAUGGAUUUUGUUAUUACAUACCGUCGGGCUUCAUUAGGGGAUAUCAGAGUGCUGCGUUGCCAAGCAGUUCAUUUCUCAAGGUCUGUGGAGAAGUGCUUGAAAGCCAAUUGGAAUCUUCUGAUGUUUCAAGGCCGGGUGGUAUGAAUUUGAAGGCUUGGGUCUUGGUGGUUGUGGUUUUGGUCACCCUUUUUGCCAUAAUUGUUUGUGAGGCUGGUUUAUGGUGGUGGUGUUGCAGGAACAGCCCCAAGUUUGGAGCGAUGUCCAGCCAAUACACCCUUCUUGAGUAUGCUUCUGGUGCUCCUGUUCAAUUCUCAUUUAAAGAACUCCAUCGUGUGACCAAUGGAUUCAAGGAAAAGCUUGGGGCUGGUGGAUUUGGAGCUGUUUAUAAAGGCGUUCUUACUAAUAAGACGGUCGUCGCAGUGAAGCAACUCGAGGGAAUCGAGCAGGGAGAGAAGCAAUUUAGGAUGGAGGUAGCAACUAUAAGUAGCACACACCAUUUGAAUCUCGUGAGAUUGGUCGGUUUUUGCUCGGAAGGACGGCAUAGGCUGUUAGUAUAUGAGCUCAUGAAGAAUGGUUCUCUUGAUAGCUUGCUUUUCAAGGGAGAAGAAGGACAAUCUGGGAAGUUCCUCAGCUGGGAAGAUCGGUUCAAAAUUGCUGCUGGCACUGCCAAGGGGAUCACAUACCUUCAUGAGGAGUGCCGUGAUUGCAUCAUUCAUUGCGAUAUAAAGCCAGAAAACAUUCUCUUAGAUGAGAAUUUAAACGCUAAAGUCUCAGAUUUUGGCCUGGCAAAGCUCAUUAACAUGAAAGAUCACCGAUAUCGAACCUUGACUAGCGUAAGAGGAACACGAGGCUAUUUGGCACCCGAAUGGCUCGCAAAUCUGCCACUGACUUCAAAAUCUGAUGUUUUCAGCUAUGGUAUGGUUCUUUUAGAGAUCGUAAGCGGACGAAGGAACUUCGACGUUACUGCCGAAACAAAUCACAAGAGGUUCUCUUUGUGGGCUUAUGAAGAGUUUGAAAAGGGGAAUCUCAGAGAAAUUGUUGACAAAAGGCUGGUGGAUCAAGAGAUUGAUAUGGAGCAAGUGAGCAGGGUGGUUCAGGUGAGCUUUUGGUGCAUCCAGGAGCAACCAUCUCAGAGGCCAACAAUGGGAAAAGUGGUUCAGAUGAUCGAAGGCGUCAUCGACAUCGAGAGGCCUCCUGCACCAAAGGUAACAUCCAUGGUUUCUGCAAGUGGAACCAGCACGUAUAUCAGCAGCAAUAUAAGCAAUUUCUCGACCGCUGAAACACCCGCUACACCGGCCUCAUUUUCGUCGUCGCUUGCUGCAGCAGACUUGACUCCUGGUGGCAGCAUUUGUGAGAAAACAAGUUCAUCUCUUCUGCACUCAAGGUACGACACUCCAACUAGCCUCUAGCUUUUCAGUUCUUACACUGAUCUUUGUGCAAAAAUUGCUCAAAUCUUUGCUACAAAGGUUUACAGUUCCAAGUCAUGUUGUUGUUGUAAUAACCAAGUGUUCCAUAUAAACUAUGACAAAAUCUUGUAAAUCAUUGUUCAGUUUUGUUUUGGUGCUGAGGGUGCAAGCCCACCAAAGUUAAUAGUAACUCCAAACUGUAUAAUUCUUCAA
This is a messenger RNA of Cucurbita pepo subsp. pepo (vegetable marrow), 2979 nucleotides long. Its product is annotated as G-type lectin S-receptor-like serine/threonine-protein kinase At1g34300. Lineage: Eukaryota; Viridiplantae; Streptophyta; Magnoliopsida; Cucurbitales; Cucurbitaceae. Gene Ontology annotation, molecular function: ATP binding; protein serine/threonine kinase activity. Gene Ontology annotation, biological process: protein phosphorylation. The record is from RefSeq and is a predicted model, not a curated record.